Molecule: messenger RNA, 2124 nt
Organism: Triticum aestivum (bread wheat)
Lineage: Eukaryota; Viridiplantae; Streptophyta; Magnoliopsida; Poales; Poaceae
Product: protein RCC2
Exons: 17
Coding region: 124-1848 (574 amino acids)
Biological process (GO): negative regulation of GTPase activity
Cellular component (GO): membrane
Molecular function (GO): small GTPase binding
Source: RefSeq, a predicted model, not a curated record
AAUCGCGAAAAGUUCCGUUCUACAGAGCCGCACUCGGUUUCAAACCCUCUUCCCCACUCGCUUCCACAGUUCUCCGCUUCCGCCCCACCGAAGCUAGGGUUUCCGGUCGGAAUCGCGGCGAGGAUGCCGGCCAGCGCGGCUGCGGCCGCCGCGGAAGGCGAGGAGAAGGCGGCGGAGGCGGGGGGCAGGGAGCUGCUGUACUGCGGCACGGUGCGCUUCGACAUCAUGGGCCGGACGGUGAAGGGCGGGGUGCAGGGCAGAGGCAACCUGGUGUCCCCGACGCGGCUGCGCCCUCUCGUGGGCGUGGACAUCCGCUUCGUCGCCUCCGGCUGCGCGGCUUGCCACUGUGUUGCUCUGAGUUCUGACGGCCGUUGCUUCUCAUGGGGUCGAAAUGAGAAGGGGCAGCUGGGGCAUGGGGACACUCUCUUGCGUAACCUGCCAACUGUUGUUUCUAAACUAUCAAAAUACAACAUAAUCGCAGCAGGUGUUGGAAGAAAUCAUACGGUGGUCGUAACUGACGAUGGGAGGUCCUUUGCAUUUGGUGACAACAGACAUGGCCAGUUGGGGAUGGGUUCACUAAGGAGUGGAACUAGGGUGUCGCCAGUCCCCUGCCUCGUUACUAAAGCAACUAAUGCUGUUUGUGGUGCCGACUUUACUGUCUGGCUAUCAUCAGUUGAGGGCUCUUCCAUACUCACAGCAGGUCUUCCCCAGUACGGCCAACUUGGCCAUGGAAGCGACAAUGAGUAUAAUGCCAAUGCAUCAUCGGUAAGGCUAACAUAUGAUCCCCAGCCCCACCCCAGGGCAAUAGCUGCAUUAUCUGGGAAGACCGUUGUCAAAGUUGCAUGUGGAACAAAUCAUACAGUUGCAGUUGAUUCAAGUGGCUUUGUUUACACCUGGGGUUUUGGUGGAUAUGGAAGGUUGGGUCAUAAUGAACAGAAAGAUGAGUGGCAACCACGCCUCGUUGAAAUAUUUCAAAAGAACAAUAUGCUAUCUCCCAGUGAUAUUAUCUCAGCUGGUUCUGCAAGUUCUGCGUGCACUGCCGGUGGUCGUGGGCAGCUGUAUGUGUGGGGAAAGUUGAAGAACUGGGGCGAUGAGUGCAUGUAUCCUAAGCCAGUUAGAGAUUUAAGCGGUUGGAACAUCCGCUGCAUGGCUUCUGGCGACAUGCACCAUAUUGUUGGUGCAGAGGAUUCUUGCAUAAGUUGGGGUCUUUCUGAAUAUGGAGAGCUUGGUUAUGGCCCUACACAAAAGUCAUCUGUAAAUCCUAAAAGGGUUGACAUUCUUGAAGGAAUGCAUGUUACAAGUGUUGGUUGUGGAGUUGGGAUGUCUCUGAUUGUUGUAGACAGGGCAAAUGUUGGUGAUAAGCUUGACCAGCUGGAUAAUUUUGAUGGUGAUAUUGAUGCUCUCUUUCAAGAGAACACGAAAAAGCUCUACUUUCUUCCGCGCCGAGACAGUAAAGAAAAACCAAAACCAAAGACGAGCCAACAUCCCGCAAUCGACGAAACAGCAGAAGAGACACCGGAGCCGGAGCAGGUAACCAAGGCGGCAUCUCCCACCACUAACUCACGGUCCAACAAGCGCAAGAAAGCCUCGGAACACGCAGAACCAGAAGCCGAGGACGGGAUCAGACAGGUACCGAAGGAGGAGGCAGAGUGUGGCAGUCAUGGUCGCGGGCGGGGCAGAGGCAGGGGGGCCAAGACGGCGACUCCGGAGCCAAUGCCGUCAGGAAGGGGCAGAGGCAGAGGCCGCCCCAAGAAGGGAACCAGCAGCCCUGGCGCUGCUACUCCGGAAGCCGGGAGCUCGGGACGAGGUGGGAAGAAGAGCGGGAAGCGAGGGAGGCCUCGCAAGUGAUCGGCCGGGUGAGCCUCGGGCUUGGCAGAGCUUGUUUUGGUCAGAUCAGCUGGCAGCGAUAGUGGUUGUUACUCUUUGGUGCUGCCAUGCCACGAUGCUGCAGGUCCUAAUUACUAACUGUACCAUAUAAUGGAGAUGGCGAGGGCUAGAUUCAUCACCUCCUGCUGUGCUGCAUAUUGUGGAUGCUAGCCAUGGACAUUGUAGGCAUGAGCAGUGAUGCUCUGACGGCUGAUGUUUUGUGAAGGAAUGAACAGAGUAACAAGAAUGUUCAGGUUC